Messenger RNA from Emericellopsis cladophorae, 1710 nucleotides. RefSeq names its product nucleobase:cation symporter-2. Gene Ontology annotation, biological process: transmembrane transport; xanthine transport. Lineage: Eukaryota; Fungi; Ascomycota; Sordariomycetes; Hypocreales; Bionectriaceae. Gene Ontology annotation, cellular component: membrane; fungal-type vacuole. Gene Ontology annotation, molecular function: xanthine transmembrane transporter activity. The transcript has a single exon. The record is from RefSeq and is a predicted model, not a curated record. The coding region runs from base 1 to 1710 and encodes 569 amino acids.
AUGUCUUCCCUACCAGGCGCCACGCCCUCGCGCCCUCUCGUCCAGAGGGUCGUCAAGUCCGUCACGACAAAGGAGGGUCUCAUUGGCACAUAUGACUACAAGGCUCUCUUCACACCUAACAUUCCCUUCAUCCGCCGCCGCGUGGUGAGCAGCCCCUUCUUCGGCCUGCACGACCGGAUGCCCCUUCUCUUGUCGACUCUGCUUGGAUUCCAACAUGCCCUGGCCAUGCUGGCGGGUGUCAUCACCCCUCCGCUAAUCCUGUCGGGCGAGGGCGGUGCCAACCUCGAACUUGGGCAGCAGCAGUACCUUGUCUCCACGGCCCUGAUCGUGUCUGGCAUCCUCUCUGCCGUGCAGAUCACGCGGUUCCACAUCUGGGGCACCCCUUACUACAUCGGCACGGGUCUCCUGUCUGUCGUGGGCGUCUCCUUUACCGUCAUCCCCAUCGCCCAGGGCGCCUUCUCGCAAAUGUACAGCAAUGGCUUCUGUCCUACCAUGGAUGACGGAACUCCUCUGCCUUGCCCCAAGGGCUAUGGCGCCAUCCUCGGCACCUGUGCCGUCUGUGCGCUUCUCGAGAUAGGACUCUCGUUCAUCCCACCGAAGUUCCUCCUCAAGAUGUUUCCGCCCAUCGUCACCGGACCGACUGUCAUGCUCAUUGGCGUCAAGCUCAUCCAGUCAGGCUUCAAGAACUGGAUGGGCGGCAGUGGCCUCUGCGCUUCCGAGUCCACCGCCACCGGCUUCUUCGCCAAGUGUCCCAACAUUGAGGCGCCCCAUGCCCUGCCCUGGGGAGCGCCCGAGUACCUGGGACUCGGCUUCUCCGUCUUCCUGACUAUCAUUCUCUGCGAGCGCUUCGGCAGCCCCAUCAUGAAGAGCACGAGCGUCGUCGUCGGCUUGCUGGUGGGUUGCAUCAUCGCUGCCGCGACAGGGUACUUUGACAAGUCGGGCAUCGACGCUGCACCGGCCGGGUCGUUCAUCUGGGUCGAGACAUUCCCACUAACAAUCUAUGCGCCGCUGGUCCUGCCUAUCAUGGCGCUGUACAUUAUCGUGGCGACCGAAGCUAUUGGCGACAUCACGGCGACCUGCGACGUCUCCCGACAGGAGGUCGACGGCGGCCUCUACGAGUCUAGGAUUCAGGGUGGUAUCCUGGCAGACGGUUUGGCCGGCUGCUUCGCCGCCUUGAUGACCAUCACGCCCAUGUCCUGCUUCGCCCAGAACAACGGCGUCAUUGCCCUGACGAGGUGUGCAAACCGGCGCGCCGGCUACAUGUGCUGCUUCUUCCUGAUCCUGAUGGGCGUCCUGGCCAAGUUCGCCGCGGCCCUGGUGGCCAUCCCCCCGGCCGUCCUCGGCGGCAUGACAACCUUUCUCUUCUGCGCCGUCACCGUGUCGGGCAUGUCCAUCGUCGCGCGACCCCACGACGCCUUCAACCGCCGGUCCCGCUUCAUCCUGACGGCCGGCCUGGCGCUCGGCUACGGCGCGACGCUGGUGCCCAACUACUUUAACAACGUCUUCUCCUACUCGGGCGACAACCGCGCGCUGCAGGGGUUCCUGGAUGCCAUCACCCUCGUCAUGAGCACCGGAUUUGCCGUCACCGCAUUUGUCUGCAUGAUCCUGAACAUGCUGUUGCCGGCCGAGAUCGAGGAGGAUCUCGAGGGCACCAUCAGCGAGAACAGUACGCAGGACGAGGUCGAGCCGCAGGGGGACAAGCAGGUUUGA